Molecule: messenger RNA, 863 nt
Organism: Quercus robur (English oak)
Lineage: Eukaryota; Viridiplantae; Streptophyta; Magnoliopsida; Fagales; Fagaceae
Product: RPM1 interacting protein 13-like
Exons: 3
Coding region: 167-658 (163 amino acids)
Source: RefSeq, a predicted model, not a curated record
AUUGUGUUUGAUUUGUGGGGAAUUCCAACGGUCCACUCCACGAAUUCCAAAACCUAAAUAUUUUCGAAAUCCGAGUCGCUCUGCUCACAGUGUUAAUAGCAGUAGUAGUCGGUGGCAUCGCUCAAAUCACAGAAAGGGAAUCAUUUUCUCGGUUACCAAACAGAAAAUGGCAAAAAAUGGGAUAGAGGUGAUUGAGAUAUCUCCCUCUUCGUCUGAUGAGAGAUAUUCAGAAGAGGAAGAAGAUAAUGGGACUCCGUUGAGACCCGUGUUUUGCGUCAAAAGAAACACCGAUAUCAAACGCAUUGAAGAGAUCGAGGACUGCUUCAUAUUGGACUUCGAUCCCUUUGACUCCAUUGAUAUCUCAAAGCUCUCUGUUAGCAAUAGUCCUGUUGAUAAUGAAGUCUCUGUUGUUGCUGAGAAAGGCCAGGUGGCUUGCAGAGAUUAUCCACAUUCAAGGCAUCUCUGUAUGAAAUUCCCUUUUGAGACAACACCUCAUGAGCAAUACUGCAAGCUGUGUUACUGUUAUGUUUGCGAUUCAUCUGCCCCGUGCAAGUAUUGGAUGCAGCAUGAACAAGCACACUGCCAUGCUUCAGAGAAGGUUGGAGAUUGGAAGUCCCGGAGAAAUUUAAGGAAAAAACUACCAGCUGUUUGGGAUUGAAGAAGUUUUUCUUUCUUCGUGCUUUAUUGUAGUUAAUGGGUUUCUGACUUCUGGUAUAGUGGUACAUGACAAAAGAAAAAGUAAAUUGUUUUGCUUUAAUGCUGUCAAAUUAAUGCUUAGAAUUUGAUAUGUGGGUUCUUUAGAUAUGUUUCUACUGCAGGAAACCUUUUUCAUUUAAAGAGGCAUAUGUGCUAUUAUUCCAUCA